AUGGCGCCGCUGGCGCGCCUCGCGAUCGAGCAAGGAUUCAAGGUCUCGGGCUCCGACGCCGCGUCGGGCCCGCGCUUGGCGGAUCUGGAACGUGCCGGCGCGCGUGUCUUCGUCGGGCACGACGAAGGCGCGAUGGCGGUGUCGUCGCCGUGCACUCCUGACGUCGUUGUGCGCUCGUCUGCGAUCAGUGACGCGAACCCGGAGGUGGUCGCCGCGCGGCGGCUCAACGUGCCCGUGCUCGACAGGCGAAGAUGGUUGCCGCACGCCACGCGCGGUUUCGACCUCGUGGUGGCCGUCGCGGGCACGCACGGCAAGACGACAACCACCAGCGCGCUCGCGCAGCUGGCGAUGCGUCUCGCCGGCGUCCGCGCCACCGCGAUCGUCGGGGGCGUCGUCGACGCGUUCUCGCACCCUGAGCUGGGCCUUCAGCUGCCGGGCGGCGCGCGGCGCGCGCCAGGCGAGGUCCGUGUGUUGGUGAUCGAGGCGGACGAGUACGGGGGUAUGUUUCUGGGACUGGAGCCGGACGUGGUCGUUCUGACAGCUUUGGGCUGGGACCAUGCCGACCAGAUCAGGAGCCCGGAGGCGAUGAUGGAUAUGUUCAAGGACUUCUGUCGACGGAUUCGGCGCAACGGCACGCUGUGCUUCUGCAGCGACUGCGCCAAAUGUGCCCAAGUUGUUCAGGCGACCUUGGAGGGCCGCGAGGACGUGGAAGCUGUGGCGUUCGGGCAGAACGACGCCGGCACAAGCGAGACGAGGCAUGCCUUCGUCGUCAAAUCGCACGGCGCCGACGAACACGCGCCGAGCGCGCGGUCUCAAACAUUCGUAGUGCAUGACUCCUUGAACGCCGAUCUAGGGCGCUUGGAGACCUCCAUGCUCGGCUCCCACAACCGUACGAAUCUCCUCGGCGCCGUCGUCGGCGCCGCCGCGGUCGCACGUGCCGCAGCGGCAGCUCGCCCGCGCCCGCCCGCGCACACGCGCGGCCUCCGCGCGCUGGCGUCCGAAGUUCUCGCGCGCACCGCGGACGUCGUGGCCCCGCGCCGGAGGCUGGAGAUCCUUGCGGCGAGCAGCGGCCGGGACGCGCGGGCGCAGCGAGUGGUGGUUGUCGACGACUAUGCCCACCACCCCACAGAGAUCGCAGCCGCGAUCGCCGCGACGCGCGAGCGGUUUCCUCACGCGUUUCUGCUGGCCGUGGUGCAGCCGCACACGUUCUCACGCGUCGACGCCUUCCGCGACGACUUUUGCGCCGUGCUCGCAAGCGCAGUGGGGCCGUCAGGCGGCGGCGACGGGGCGGUGUGGGUGCUCGACGUGUUCCCCGCGCGGGAGAAGCGCGACGUUUCGCCGGCCGAGGCUGCGCAGCAGCUCGCGCGGGACGUGGCGGCCCGCGCCCCCGUGCCAGCGGGGGUGACGUACGUGGGGGGUGUGUCGCAAGCGGCGUCCCUGGUGCGCCAGUUGUGUUCGCGGGCGAUGCGCGGAGACGACACCGGUCCAGCCGCCGCGCUCGGGACGCUCGUUGUGCUCGUCAUGGGCGCGGGCGACGUGACGCAGGUGGCUCGCGCAGCAGCCGCGGAGGUCCGCGAAUGA
Messenger RNA from Pedinophyceae sp. YPF-701, 1581 nucleotides. The record is from the annotation of a GenBank genome assembly. Lineage: Eukaryota; Viridiplantae; Chlorophyta; Pedinophyceae.